This is a messenger RNA of Nothobranchius furzeri (turquoise killifish), 1481 nucleotides long. RefSeq names its product secondary ossification center associated regulator of chondrocyte maturation (gene snorc). Lineage: Eukaryota; Metazoa; Chordata; Actinopteri; Cyprinodontiformes; Nothobranchiidae. The record is from RefSeq and is a predicted model, not a curated record. Gene Ontology annotation, biological process: cartilage development.
UCAAAGACUCUGAAAUGUCUUUCUCUGCAGGAUUCUGAAUUUUCAACAAGAACCUGUUGUUUCUGGCCCAGAAACAGAAGAAUUCUGCGUUUGUGGAAAAAGCACCAAGAAAGUUUCCAGCAAUCUGAACAUCAGCUGGGAGUGUAAUAAAGAUGUUCCUCCUACCUGACUGGAAACUGUGACUUCACUGCUGUGACCAGCAGGUCCAGGAUGAUAACUAACAGGACAAAGUCAGUAAGCAGCAUCAGAAAUACUUCUCUUUAGGUCUCCUUUCAAAAAUUUGAAAAGGUUACCUUUAAUUUCCUCCCUUUAAAGGAAACAUAUUAGUAAAAAAUUAAUAUUUAACCAAAAUUACCUUUCUCAUCCUAAAUAAAUCAUCCUGUUUGCAGUCAAAUGGUCAUGUGACCCGGUAACGGUCAACCAGAUCCCUCAGCUGUGUGUGUGUGUGUGGCAGGGGGGUGGGUGGAGGUUCUUUAAGGUUGGAUUUUCACAAAGUGCACACUGUCCAGACUCACCUAGUCCAGCCCCUUGUCGCACCCCUCAGCUGCCCAUCUUUUUUCAUACUGCCUUUCUCGGGGUCUGACUCUUGUUGGAAGUUGCCGUUCGAGGACUUUUGGAGACGCUCAUUCUUCACCAACCACCAUGGUUUCCAGCAGUGUCUGCAGAGCUGUCCUGCUGGCGCUCUUCAGCCUCCUGAUUGCCUUUGUGCACACAGAGACAGUGUUGGACACCUCCUUAACAAGCAGGGACCACCAGGACACCAUGUCUGGAGAUCCACCUGCUGAAGGGACCACCAAAGCCCCGUUUCAGGACGUCACAGACCAGUCCUUCACCUUCGACUACGAGGACUCCACGCUACCCCAGAUCCUGGAUGAGGAUGGAGGUGUUCUGGGGCCCGGAGCCAUCACAGCCAUAGUCAUAGCCGUCUUCCUGGGAGCGUCGGUCCUCCUCGCUCUUAUCGUAAUCACAGUCAGGAAGUUUACAGCCUCCUAGAGCGAAGACGCCUCACUUUGUGUGUGAAAGAGUGUAUGUUUGUGCAGAGUUUGUGUCUGUGUGUGUCUGAUAUCAAUCUCCAUUUCGAGUUCACACCCUCGUCUUUCCUUUAGAGAUCAAAUGCUCUAGGUGCUGAAAAGUGCGGCGGGUCCCUUUUAGAUGACUAAAAAGACCAAAUUCAUUUACAACAGUGGUAGAAACUGGCUGGCUCUUCCAGUACAAUCAGAGCAUGUCCCUUUUGUUUUAAUCUCCUUAGGAUCUUGCAUUCAUGCUCAAAAUCAUGUUUAUAUGCUGUGAGUCCCUUUUGUUGUUGUAAUCUUUGCAAAAAAUGUGACUUCUUCUAUUUUCUUUUAACUAGCUCAGUGAAUUUUAAUAGGCGCCACAAACAACCUGCCUGGUGUCACUUUUGAACAAGUUUAGAUGUUUGUUGUUGCAUCAUUUAAAUAUUUGUGGAGUCCAAAUAAAAAAGAAGAUAACUUUAAAAAAGA